AUGUUUUUUUUAUUUAUUUAUUGCGUGGUUGCACAUUAAUUUAAAAGUGACUCUAGAAUUCUAUAAUUGAAUGGAGAACAACUAGAAUAAGAAAUAUAAAAGUCAGAACCUUUUUUAAUAAUGCUUUAUGCACCAUGGUGUGGUCAUUGUAAAAAUUUGAUACCAGUGUUGGAUAAAUUGGCAGAUUAAGUAGAUUACAAAUUUAUUGCAAUUGAUUGGUAUUCAAAAAGAUAAUUAAAUUAGUGUUACAAAUCCUGAUGCAAAGAAAAGAUUUGGAGUUAAGGGAUAUCCUACUUUAUUAUACAUCAAGGAUAAUAAGACAUAUAAAUUUUAAGGAUAAAGAACACCUGAAUUAAUAAUAAAGUUUAUUGAAGAAGAUUAUUUACAAUCAAAGGAAAUAAAUGAAAUCCCUAAAUAUGAACAUUACUAAGAAAAUUUUAUUGAUAAAUAUUUCAAUAAUGUUUGGAUAUUUGUAAAAAAUAAAAUUAUAUAUUUAUUAGAUAGCAGUAAUUGUAUUAACAGGUUUAACAAUCUUUGUAACAAUCUUAUGUAUCAAUGAUUGCAAAGAGAAUAGAAAAUUGGAUAAAAUAGAAAAAGAACUUUAAGAGAAAAAGAAGGAAAAUUGAAGACUUAUAUUAAUGUAUAUUGG
Molecule: messenger RNA, 649 nt
Organism: Paramecium primaurelia
Lineage: Eukaryota; Ciliophora; Oligohymenophorea; Peniculida; Parameciidae
Source: the annotation of a GenBank genome assembly